This is a messenger RNA of Peronospora matthiolae, 1938 nucleotides long. NCBI's taxonomy places the organism in Eukaryota, Oomycota, Peronosporomycetes, Peronosporales, Peronosporaceae. The record is from the annotation of a GenBank genome assembly.
AUGGCGUUCAUCCGCUCUCUCUUUCUUGUGAUACUAGCGCUGACGGCUGUGACUGUGGCGUUGCGUGACCACAUCACAGAGAGUGGUGAGCAGGAUCAAGACGAGGCCACGCAGGCUCAAGAUGAGGCCACGAAGGCUCAAGACGAGGCUACGCAGGCGCUUUCGUCAAGCCUGGAUGGUACGACUGGCAGCAGCAGUGACAGCUUGAAUGACAUGGACGUUGCUGGGCAAGAGACAAGCGGCAGUAAUGAUCUGAACGGUGAUGAGAAGGGAGGAUUAGAGCUGGGACAGUCGGAGAGUGGACAGGAUGAGUCGGAGAGUGUUGAGAACGAAUCGGAGAGUGUGGAGGACGACGACAAGUCGGGGUCUGAUUCGGCACCUGAAUCAGAGUCUCAUUCUACACCUGGACCAGGGUCUAAUUCGGCAUCCGGACCAGGGUCUAAUUCGGCAUCUGAACCAGGGUCCGAUUCAAGAUUUGACUCAGGGUCUGAUUCAACAUUUGAAUCAGGGUCGGAGUCGGCAUGUGAAUCAGGGUCCGAUUCGGCAUGUGAAUCAGGGUCCGAUUCGGCAUGUGAAUCAGGGUCCGAUUCGGCAUUUGAAUCAGGGUCCGACUCGACAUCUGAAUCAGGGUCCUUUUCAGCAUCUGAACCAGGUUCUUACUCCUCGUAUGGCGAAGAUGAGGGAGCUGAUGUGAAGCAAACGCUGGAAAUAGGCGAGAGCGACAUAAAAGGGGCGAUCGUGGAAGAGAGUGCGGUCGCUACAUCGUCAGAAACGGGAUCAUGUGACGACGAGGAGAGUAUCACUAAGAGUGGACCUAGUUCCGGAUCGUCCGACGACUCGGUGGUGGUCGGUUCUACUGAAUCCACGUCGGGGUCGUCUGAUGUCUCCGUGGAUGUUGCUGGCAGCGACGAAGAGGAUGAGGACGAUGAAGAGGAGGAGGACGAUGAAAAGGAGGCGGACGAUGUAGAGGAGGAGGAGGAGCAGGGAGAAACAGAUGGAAGUGACAGUUUCUCCGGCGAAGACAGUCGAAGCGAAGACGAUGAUGUAGAAAGUGGGAGUUGCUCGGACGAGGAAGAUGGGAGUGAGGAGCUCGAUGAAAAGCACGACACUGGAGUGAUCAGUGAUACAAUCGACGCAGUGGUCAACGCUACUGAGGAUGCUUAUGAGCAUGUAAAAGAUGCCACAUUAGACGGGUCCAACAAAACGAAGGACUUUCUAAAUGGUGCGCACUUGGCCUCUGGUUCUGGUUCGAGCGCUGAGUCGGUAGACGUGGACGAGUCAAGUGAAGACGACAAUUCGCAUGAGUCGCACUCUGAUGAGGGCGCUGACAUUGAUGUUGAAGGCAAUUCCAGUGGAGUCGGUGAUGCGCACCAAGACGUCACAAAUGAACCCGUUGAGUCAGAUGAACACAUCAAGAAUGUUACAGAAGACGCUUCUGGCAGUGCGAAUAGCGCUGACCAUGACACUACGGAUGAUGUGUACAGUAGUGCAGAGAGCGCGACACAAGAUGCAGAUGGAGACGAAGUGAGUACGGUCAAUGGUACGACAUCAGCUUCGUGUUCGGGCUCGCUGGAUGGUACGGUGAGCAUAGAGCAAGAGCAGCUGAGUGAUGAGAGCGUCGCUCUUGCCAGCGAGCGUGCGGAAGAAGACAGCGCUGUGACGUCUGCCUACUUUUCCGAGAUCGGUGCAGGUGUUGGCGUAUUCGUGGGUGUCAUUGCUAUGGCAUUCGCGUUCGUCGCUCAUUCUGGUCGUAACCGUGGUACGAGCAGCACGGCAAACGAAGACGAGGAUUCUGUCGCUAUGGCUUCCGAAAAUAGUGCUGAUGAAGAUGCGUCAGAGGACGAUACGAGUUUGGAUAGAGGCGUGCUCGUGAAGGCGGAUGCGACUGAAGACGACGACGGUGACGAGGAGGAAGGCAAAUUUGAGGGAGCCGUGUAA